GGUCGGCCUGGCGACCUCCUCGCCCGCGACUUUCGCUGCCUCUUGGACCUACACGCGGUCUUGCUGAAGAAGAUUUAGCAGAGGUCCCAAGAGACUCCUGGCAAAGCAGGCGGCGGGGAAGGCGAAAGAGCGCCAAAACUCUCGCUCGCUCACCCCCGGCUCCUGCUCAUCCGGCAGCCCCGCGUCCUGCACUGGGACGUCCGGCACCGGCGCCUGGUUCGAGCGCUUGUUUGCAGGGGGGUCGAGAGCGAGUCGGAACGCGCUGCGGUCUGGCCCCGGGGAGGACUGAGCUAGCGCGCGGCCAGGGUGGUCCCGGGACACCCCCAAGACCAAGAUGCUUGAAUUGGAUGAGAUCUUUAAUGCUCCAAGUGAUGAUGAAGAUUUUCUUGGUUUUGAACCUGAUGUUCCCAUGGAAACACUGUCACUGGAGGAUAGCUCUGAAAGUCUUGAUUCAUUAGAUUCAAGAAAAAAGUCCCAAUACCUGACUAAGGAGCUGAGAAGCAUUUUCACUGAAGACACAGAUUCAGAAAAUGAAAUGUUUGAAGGUUUUUCUUCAAGUGAGCCAGAAGUGGUGGAUUCUGAUCUGAGCAAUGAUGCUUUACCUAUGGCAACAGCUGAGGAGAAGGAGGAGACAAGAAGAGCUUCCCCUCAGAGAAGGAGCUUUGGCUUUCGUGUGGCAUUGCAAUUUCCCACUAAGAAGUCUGCUGAGAAGAGGGUCCCUGACAAAGUUGACUCCAAGUUCUCCUUGAAGGACAGUAAACACCCUUAUGCCCUCACAGAAAUAAAAAAGGAUAAACCCUGGAAGAAACUAGGCCAGGAGGCCUCCUCAGAGUCUGAAGAAGAUGUUAAAGAGGCAUCAAAAGAUACCUCUGGAGCCCUGCUUAAAAGAGCUAUGAACAUCAAAGAAAAUAAAGCCAUGCUUGCUCAGUUAUUAGCAGAACUGAAUUCUAUACCUGAUUUGUUUCCAGUGAAAACACCUACAUCAACUCCUUCUAAACAGAAGAAAACACCAAAGAGAAUGUUUUCAGAAGGCCAGAUAGAGCGUCGUACUAACCCAACCAGGAAUGCUCGUCCCCGGGAGAACUUUGCCUUGGAAAACGUUACUUUUUCUGCUGUCAGAUUUGCUGAACAGCUUCACAAUUACAGACGACAGAACAAUUUACAGAAAAGACUAAAAGAGGACAGUUUGAAGGUGCCCAAAAGAAGACGAUCAUCAAAAUACUGUACAUUCCGACCAGUUGAAGACAUUACUGAUGAGGAUUUGGAAAACAUUGCAAUAACAGUGAAAGAUAAAAUCUAUGAUAAGGUCUUGGGAAGUACAUGCCAUCAGUGUCGACAGAAGACAAUUGACACAAAGACCAUUUGUCGCAAUGAUGGUUGUGGAGGUGUGAGAGGACAGUUCUGUGGACCAUGUCUCCGAAAUCGCUAUGGAGAAGAUGUAAAAUCUGCACUUCUAGACCCAGAUUGGAUAUGUCCUCCUUGCCGAGGGAUCUGCAAUUGCAGCUACUGUCGCAAACGUGAUGGCCGUUGUGCUACAGGGAUGCUUAUUCAUCUAGCAAAGUUCUAUGGUUAUGACAAUGUGAAAGAAUAUCUGGAAAGCUUGCAAAAGCAACUUGCAGAGAGCAACUGAAGAUACCGGAAGUAGCUGUGCAACAUUCAUAACUGAAGAUGUCCUUUUUUUUUUACUAUUUUAAAGCAGAGUUUGAGAUUUUAACAUUUUAUUACAGUGGUGUUUGUAAAAUAUAGAAAUGUAGAUAGAAGCAAUUCGGUUGCUUUAAAAAAAAUUGAUGUUGACUGUACUACAAGGAUUUCUCAUAUGUCUACACGUUAUACAUUCAUUUUUCCACAAUAUACUGGGAUUUGAUUUCUGUGAAACUGACAAAAACUGGAGUUUAAUUCAGUUUCCAUUCAUUUCAGCAGAGCCUGAACUGGAAAAGGACAUCUGGAUUGUGCUGCUUCAGAGCAGAAUCCAGCUGUGAAUAGUUGAUUUUCAACAGCUGGCAAAUCUAUCAGAGCUAUUCCCAAUUGCUUUAGAAAUAUUUCAAACUAAUGCGUUCGAUUUUACAAAUUUAGGACGGAGUACUGUGUUAUUGGCUCUGAGAGAAUUGUCCCAGCAUCCUACAGGUUCCAUUGUCUAUUUGUCCCAACAGUUUUCUCUUUCAGCAUCUGAAUUAAAUAAAAUCCCACCUAAAAUUAUUGAAAUUGAAAUUAAAACACAAUAACAUGACUUUCAGCUGGUACUUUUUGUGCUUGUUCCCGUCUUGAAAAUUUUUUCUACAUUCUGCAAGGAUCAACUAUCUCUUCCGUUGCACAGUGUCCAGAAAUCCUAACACACAGCUUGAUCCCUGUCAACAUUUUUGAGUGGUUCAGUAGAUUGUAAAUAUCAUGUGCCUUGUAAGCAAAAUUGAAUUGUGUCCAAGUCUUCUGAUGUCACAUAAAUUGGUACUGUGUUAAUAUACUGCUUGUGAAUUAAGACAUCUGUGUUAAUAUACUGCUUGUGAAUGUGAAAGAAAGUUCAGAAUCUGAAAGAAAGCCACAGUGGCCAAGAGACAGAGGGAAUAUUACUCAUUAUGUGGUGAAUCUAUUUCCAUAUGCAAUAUUCUGGUUGUUAUAGCUAUUUAUCAGUCACAGUAAGAUUAAUUUAUACACUGGAGUAUUUAAAUUAAACUUUAUUUUGAUAGUUUUCUAUACUGUUGUUAUAAUGAGCAAGAGAAACACAUUUUUCAAGACCCCUACCUUUAAAAGAAAGAAAAUAGCUUUAGAGUAUUUUUGAGAUAGAAGUUACAUACAGAGUUGAAUACUCUAAAUACUUAUCCAGUUUGGACUUUUAGAGGCAGGUGCUUCUGUAUUGUUAAAUUUUGUAUUUUGCAUUAGAGAUGCACAGCUUUGCUGUGCAUCUACGACUACGACACACUGAGUUUUUUUGUGAUACUAAGAAGUAACGUUUUGGCAUAAUGUCUAGAUUAUGAUUGAAUGGGAGCAGAGCUCUCCUAAUUUGGCUUGCGUAGCAAAGGCUGGGAUCUAUUAGAUAGAUGUGCUAAACUGCUAGGAGCAAGGCUACUCCUGCAAGCACCCACUUGGCUGGCUUUUCUUUCGUUUUCAGGUUAAAAGUCCAGACAUAAGUGGGCCCUCUAUUUUUUGUUUUAUAUACUGGACAUUUAUAAAUGUGCUUAGUUUCUUGCCUCUCCAUUGGAAUUGCUCUUACAAAGAUUACUGGCAUGGCAGGAGUUAGGUCCUUCAGACGUGCUUCAGCGAUGGCUCCUGUUUGGUUAUCCCAUCUCGCUCCUAUAACCAGAGAAACAUGCAGUUUUUGUUACUUGCAUAAAAGUAAAUAUUAAUGAAUAGCUCAAGAGAAUACCAGCAAUUGAAUGUAUCUGUCAGGUUAUUUCCAAGUUUGCAGUAAAUACAGCCAGCAUUACUUGAGGUAAGCUGUGACUUACAGAGUUCAAAUUUAGCUUCUGUUUAUUCUGGAAGCAGGGGAAUUCUAUGGUUCAUCAGGGGAAAUUCUUUGCAGUCAGUAUUGGUAAGGUGUUGGAUCCAGACUAAAUUUUCUAUCAGUGGAAUAGAACUCUCCUGCUUCCACCCUCAUAGGGAAUAGAUGACACUCAGGGACACUAUGAGAGGGGUCUGCAGUGGCAAGGAGAAAUUGGUGGAAAUGGCAAAUUUAGUAUGGAUCCAUCUCCACAUAAUAUUAGUAGUAACAAAAGACUAGGAAGCAUUAUUGUUCUCCUUACCUAGUCCCAUGUAUUCUACCUGGGCUGCACAAUAACCCCAGUAAGGUUGAGGAGAAAUAAGGUAAGCCAGCAGAAGUUGGCAAGUUCUGUUGGUUCCUUUCACCAUUAUUUGACCCAAUAGAAAGUAUUUUUUAAUCUGCUCAGAAUCUGAUCGACCUAUAAAUGGGCAGUUAAAUCCAAGUUCGUCAUGGAUUUACAACACCCCAAAUCCCUUUGUUGACUUGGAUGAGUUGGCUAUAGCAACCGCUCUGAUAAUGGAGGCAGGGGACACUCUGGCCAGGGAAGUUUAGCCAGACUUGAGGGAAAACAGGUUCACUGCAAGAGGAAGUUGCCUUUCCCUGUCGUGAGCUGGUUGCUACCCUCCGUCAACCACAGAGUUUCAGCAGGUCAGGGAUGCCAAGUAGCUUUCAUACAUUACCUUCCAUAAAAAGUCCAAAAAUAUAUGCUCCUUCCCUUGGUGGGUGGCCAUAAUCAUCUCUAUUUUUUUUAGUAACAUCUGUUGUUAGACACAUCUUAUCCAGAGACCAGUUGUUCCUUCGUGCCAUGCUCUGCAUGAUGGCUUUCAAGAAGAAAGGGUUAGUAUGUGAAUAGUCUAUAUAUAAUCUUAUGACCUAAGAACAGAUAAUUAAUUUUAAAAUAAUAAUUUCCUUAUCUUCCCAACCGUAGCAUAACGAUAAAUCCACACUUUCUCAAAAAUACUGUCCCAUUGUUUCUUGAGUCACACAGGUUUGUUAUACAAAAGUACUGCAGAAGUAGUGCGAAGAAAUAACACCAUGCUUCCACAUGGACUGUACAUAGGCAUUCAAGCAGGGUACUGAAAUCGGCUCUCAUCUCUACCAGGCAGUUGGUUGAUGACAGCGACAGUUCUACUCUGGCUGGCUUUCCUGUCCGUUUCCAUCCCUUUCCACCCUUCCUGUUUCUUUUCCUUCCUUCCUCUCCCCUCUGCUUUUCCUUUUCUUAUUUCUUCCUCUUCCUGGAUUGCUCUCCUUGCAAUUGUUAUCAGUACUAAUUUUAUAGGGGUGCUGCCUUUAAUUUUAACAUUUGAUAAGGAUAAGGGGUGUUUUAUUUAACUGCAUAUUUUACUGGCUGUCAGCUGCCCUGAGGCUGACUUUGGUAAGGAAUGGGUGAGGUAAAAAUCUAUUAAACACAUUUAUCUCAA
Messenger RNA from Sphaerodactylus townsendi, 4893 nucleotides. It is a transcript of the gene CDCA7L, whose product is annotated as cell division cycle associated 7 like. The record is from RefSeq and is a predicted model, not a curated record. Gene Ontology annotation, cellular component: nucleus. NCBI's taxonomy places the organism in Eukaryota, Metazoa, Chordata, Lepidosauria, Squamata, Sphaerodactylidae. The transcript is spliced from 10 exons. Bases 335 to 1630 code for a protein of 431 amino acids. Gene Ontology annotation, biological process: regulation of DNA-templated transcription.